AUUUUGUUUAUAUCUUUAAGAUUUGGUUAAGACAAAAAGUACAAAGUUGUUUAGCUGGAUUAAAUUUAAACGUUGUGGAAGUUAUUUACUUGCAGAAAUGGAGUGACUUCACAGUGGAUGAUUAGCUAAGUUAGAGGAUCGGUUUAACCCAUUGUAGCUGUAAGAAGAGUGGGUGGGAUAUUUUGGCAAGGUGCAUACCGGUAUUUGUUUGUGUUAUGGAUAUAUGGUACUUUAUACUUAUCUAAUAGAACUGUUUUUAUCUCUGGUGAAAGGAUCUUGUCUUGUUUAAUGAACAUUAUUGUUCUAAGAUACGAAGAAACGGCUUGGACAAGAUAUCUGUGAUAGGAUUAUAUAUUAUCAGUGUAAAUAGACUUUAAAAUGUGGAGACCUAUGAUUUUAGUGACUGUCAUAGCCAUGGCAAUGGUGGUGAAUUGUGUAAAUGUAUUCGAUCCGGAUAAUAUCAAAUGUUGCGAGUGUAAAACUAUGAUGCCAAUAAUAUCGAAAGAUGUUGACCCGCAAAUUCUUCCUUCACCAUUUAUUAUAAAAGUAGCACCAAAUACUAGGACAUAUACUCCGGGUCUAGAUAUCAAUGUAAAUUUAACAUCUAUAGACGAGAAUCGAGAAUUUCGUUCAUUUAUGAUACAAGCUCGUAGAACGGACCCAUCUCGAAACAAUGAUGAGCCAAUUGGAUCUUUCACAUCUCUAGAUCCCAUUGAUGCCAUUCAGAACUGCGGCAGUACAUACGGGUCAGCAUUAGUGAGUGCAGUAUCGAAUAUCAAGCCCAAAUCAAAUGUACGUCUGGUAUGGAAUCCUUACAGUAGCUUUCAGGGACAUGUCGAAUUCAGGGCAACAUUUGUAGAAGAUGAGAAUUUGUUUUGGGUGAAAGAGAAGUCUGAACCUCUGUAUGAUCCCAAUGCCCCAUUGCCACCUGAGCUUCCACCAAAAUACAUCCUCCCCCCUAUUGCUGGCAUAGAUAUCACUGGCUGUGGAUCUACUAAGGGCUGUUACAGGGUCCCCGAGGAUUGUCUCGAGAUUGAAUGUGAAUAUAUCUUCACCUGGCAAGAUAAGGGGUCGUAUAUGGUGUUUGAGAUGAGCGCACUUACUGAUGGAUUUAAUGAUAGAUACUUUGCUGUCGGCUUUUCUGAUGAUAUUUAUAUGGGCAAAGAUAUGGUGUUUGAGUGUGUUCACAAUAGCACAAGUGAAAAAGUUGAGGUUUUCCAAUCAUACAACCAGGAAAAUGACAACAAAAAUAUUCGACUUACCAAACCGAAGUCUGGUAUAAAAUUUGAAGAGGGUUCUUACAACAGUGGUCGUCUGAGAUGUAGAUUUCACAAAACAAAGAGGGUGGUUGAAGCAGAAGAUUUUGAUUUGACUGAAGGGACUUAUCAUUUGCUCAUGGCUAGAGGUCCCUCCUCUAAUGGCCACCUUAAGCGCCAUGGUUUGACUGUGGGUCAUCUACCAGCUGCAUCCCCGGACGAAGUAGAUAUACUUGUAUAUGGUGAUAUAUCUGGCAGAGCGAGAUAUCAUCUUGUCAAAGCUCACGCAUGUUUGAUGUUGCUGGCCUGGGUUUUCUUUGCCCCAAUUGGUUUGAUCUGGAUGAAAUACUACACAACAAUGUGGCCAAACAGCAGGUUCCUCGGAGAAAAAUACUGGUUUGUGGCACAUGCUAACUGUACAUUUUGGGUAGUAUUGCUGGUUCUUAUUGGUGUAAUACUCAUCUUUGUAGAAGCAGGUGGUUGGAGCAAGUUUCCAGACCUGCCCCAGAAAGCACAUCCUAUAUUGGGAAUCAUCGUCUUCAUCAGUGUGCUUGUUAUUCCUAUCAUAGCUAUAAUACGAUGUCCCGAGACUCACACCUGCCGACCUGUAGGCAACUGGUUCUACUGGUUAUUCUGGACCAUUGCUUUCUGUCUUGCCAUCCCAAACAUAUUUAUUGGUAUGGAGUUUGGUAAGGCCAUGGUACCGUGGUGGUUGACCUGGAUCCUCUGUAUAUUCUUCCUGUUUAACUUCAUCUGCGAGGUGAUCCUUGAAGUACACCAGUGCUGCACUCACAAGAGAAACAAAGAGCGAAGGAAAAAGUGGGAGCUGCAAAAGAAAGAGAAUCCAAAUGCCCACAUUCCCGAGCCAUGGCCUGUUGGAAGGAAUUUCAAGCGCAAUGUACUCUUAACUCACUUCAUAGUGUGCCUGAUAGUGGUCAUCAUUUCUGUCAUUGUUGUAGCUGUAUACUAGGAUGGUACGCCAGUCUAGAAAUGUAUGCAACCUGUGUGCCAGUCUGAGAUUAUCAACAUCGCCAUAGCAACUGAGAGUCCAUAAAUGCUGCAAAAGUUGUUUUUUAACCGAAAUACACAAAUUGAUGUGGAAUAAAGAAAGUGUGAUUGGAAUAUUGUAUAUUUCUAACAAGAAUUUCAUGAAAGUUUGGAUAUAAGCAAAUAUUUGAUUUAGAAAAAAAGAUGGAUAAAAAUAUUGCGUAGAGAUAUUUACCAGUUUUUGAUGGAAUACAAGAAAAUGCGACUAAACUUGCAUGUACCGCAGUUAGUGCUUAUGUGAAUUAUGCUUUGCAAUAGUGGUGCUUAUUACCUUCAUUCAUCUACGCUGUAUGCUUGAAACAACAGUCGAGGUUAUUUCAGUCAUUAUGUAUUUAUGAUAAUUCAUAAUGUUAAAUAUUGUUUAUUUUUUCUAUUGCCUCAAUGACUACAGUGGAUAUCCUUUUAAAGACAAGGUUUCAUGUUUCAAGUUUGGUCUUAUUUCGAACAAAAAAUGUUGAAAAUAUUUUUUUUAGCCAUGCCAAAGUGCUGAGUAUUCUCCCAAAUGUCAGAGGCUGUAAAAUGCAGCUUCAGUUUACAUAAAUUUUAAAUUUUGUUAAUUAUUAGCUGGCCUGAGUGCAGAGUGUUCAGGUUGAGCUAUUGUGAUCUCCUUGUGUUUGUUUGGUGUCAUUGUCAACAGUUUUACAUUUUUAGGUCAGUCUUAAUGGAACUUGGUCAGAAUGUUUGUGUCAAUGGAGUCUCUGAUAAGUUAAAUAUUGUGUCAUCUUGGGUCAAAAACUAGGUCAGACCAGAAAGAUGUGUUAAUGCCCUUGAUAUCAUGUAUUCCUUCUCAUUCAUUUAUUUGUCUUAAUGAAAUCUAGGUCAAGACAGAUACUUUGUUAUCUGUGUUCAGAAACUAGGUCAGUGGGUCAAAGAAGUUAAUACUCUAAAGGUUACAUUUUCUAACUGUUCUACAUGAAACCAAGUGAGAACAUCUUUUUGAAAUUUUGUCAGGAUUGAAACUGGGUCAUCUGGGGUACUCUGGUGAGUGAAUACCGUGCCAUCGUGGCCAUCUUGUUUUUAAGAGUAAUCUAUAGAUAUGUUUUUUUUUUGUUUUGAAAUAGCAUGUUAUAAAUGGUGCUAGAAUAUAUCUGUCAUUAUUCAUUCUAGUUCUUAGGCUCAAAGUCAGGACAUUUCUGAAAUCAUAUUUCAAGGGAAGGUUAGCUCCGACCAUUAUCAUACAAAGAUUUUAGAUUAUACAGUCUGGUACAUAUUUCAGUGGAUAGAAAACUUAGAAAAAAUUAUCUCUACUAUUAAGUGGUUUUAUUUUCACCAGAAUUACUCGAGCCCCAUCUUUUUGAAUUGUUAAUGUGAUAUGCUGGAUUUAUGUUAUGUAAACAGUGUGCUAUAUA
Messenger RNA from Mercenaria mercenaria, 3652 nucleotides. Its product is annotated as putative ferric-chelate reductase 1 homolog. The transcript has 16 exons. NCBI's taxonomy places the organism in Eukaryota, Metazoa, Mollusca, Bivalvia, Venerida, Veneridae. The record is from RefSeq and is a predicted model, not a curated record. The coding region runs from base 379 to 2226 and encodes 615 amino acids. Gene Ontology annotation, molecular function: oxidoreductase activity, acting on metal ions.